AUGGCACCAGACAAGAUGAAGCAGUGGACCACGGGGCUGGACGGCAUCGACAAGCUGCAGAUGGAGGAGGCGGAUGUGCCGCGCCCGGGCGAGGGCGAGGUGCUGGUCAAGAUUCACGCCGUGAGCUUGAAUUACCGCGACAAAGAGGUCUGCAGCGGCGAGUACGACCACCACGCGUCGAGCGAGCCGGCGCGGCGCCUGGUCCCGUGCUCCGACAUGUGCGGCACCGUGGUCGAGAGCCGGUCCGGCCUGCUCGGCGAGGGGGCCCGCGUCGCGUCCAUCUUCCUGCAGACCCAUCUCCGGGGCGCGGUGCGCGAGGAGGACAUGGCCAGCGGGCUGGGCCUGCCGCUGCCGGGGGUCCUCGCGCAGUACCGCGUCUUCGCGGCCGCCUCGCUGGUCCGCGUGCCGGGGUACCUGACGGACGAGGAGGCGAGCUGCCUGCCGGUCGCGGGCGUGACGGCGUGGACGAGCCUCAACUGGAUGCGGCCGCUGGGGCGGCACAUCGGCACCGACUCGAAGGAUGACGACGGGGAGCACCCGGACCCGGGGUCGCGGUUCGUGCUGCUCCAGGGGACGGGCGGCGUGGCCGUGGCCGGCCUGCAGACCGCCCACGCCGCGGGCUACCGGACCAUCGUGACGUCCUCGUCCGACGACAAGCUGCGCCGCGCGGCGGACGAGCUGGGCGCCGACCACACCGUCAACUACAAGACGUACUGGGAGUGGCAGGCGCCCGUCAUGGAGGCCACGGGCGGCCGGGGCGCCGACGUCAUUUUCGAGACGGGCGGCGCGCGCACCCUCCGCAAGAGCUUCGAGAGCGUGGCCUUUGGCGGCGUCAUCAACUGCAUCGGCUACCUGUCGGGCAAGGAGGACGAGGACCGCCCCGGCGGCGACGGGCUGCAGAGGCUCAAUGUCAAUGUGCUGGCGCUGCGGCGCAACGUGACGCUGCGCGGCAUCAUCAACGGCGGCAAGGACCGCUUCGAGGAGAUGCUGGGCUUUUACGAGGACAAGAAGAUCCGGCCCGUCGUGGGCAGGGUCUUUGCGUUUGCCGACGCAAAGGAGGCCAUGGCGUAUCUGGCCAGUGGGAAGCACUUUGGUAAAGUGGUGAUCAAGGUUGGCGAUGCUAGUUAG
Messenger RNA from Metarhizium brunneum ARSEF 3297, 1128 nucleotides. RefSeq lists its product as uncharacterized. Gene Ontology annotation, molecular function: oxidoreductase activity. The record is from RefSeq and is a predicted model, not a curated record. NCBI's taxonomy places the organism in Eukaryota, Fungi, Ascomycota, Sordariomycetes, Hypocreales, Clavicipitaceae.